Molecule: messenger RNA, 1697 nt
Organism: Melampsora larici-populina 98AG31
Lineage: Eukaryota; Fungi; Basidiomycota; Pucciniomycetes; Pucciniales; Melampsoraceae
Exons: 10
Coding region: 124-1614 (496 amino acids)
Source: RefSeq, a predicted model, not a curated record
CCUCCAUUCCACACUUCAGUUUUGCCAAACCCAUGCCGAUACAACCAUUUGGAUCUGCACUCUUGAAUCUAUCUCCACCUCAAGAUCGACAUUCAGCAAUCGAGUCCAUUAGGCGAACGAAGAAUGUGUCACUAUUCAAUCAGCCCAGGGAGGAAUGUGUCACCACUCACAUUCCUCGAGCACGAAUGUUGCCGUAGAACUGACUGCUCUUCCCUCGCUUUCACCAUCUCGACAGGUUGUCGAUUCGAUCUAAGUUCCCCUUGUAAUAGGCCCAAUUUCCAGGACACGGAAUCGGAUGCGCGGAAUUCUCUUUGGUUUUCAAGUUAUAACCAGACCGAUUGGUCAUUCUUUCAUCCAUCCCAACUCUUCCCUCGAAUCAAAUCAAACCAUUUCAACCAGUGCUUUGAUAUAGAUCCAUUACUUUUAAUUUCGACCGGCAGUCUUUCACUAAUGAGUGAUUGGGAUGAUCUUUUCGGUGGGGAUGACAUGAAUGUGGAUGAUGAGGCUAUGGGUGGCCAACCGCCACGUGAGAAUGCAUUGCAACCGUCGAGCAGCGCGAUGUCGCUCAGCGGGUCGAGUGACUCACCCCAGCCCGCUCCGGCUACGCUGUUCAGACCACCCCAACCACGCAACACGCCUGCCUCAGCCCCCCCACGCCAGCCAGCGACCCGGACCAGUGUGAAUAAAUUUUCCGAUCUUCUGAAACUCACAAAGGAAAAUCAAGUGUUGUUGCAGAAGAUGUGCGAGCACACUAUGCCUGGUGAGGAAUAUGUAGGUACCCUUUCCUACCUGGUCUUUCUUGGUCAAGAGUCCAAAGGUUCAAUCGGGGGGAGGUGGGUCCCAGGGAAAGUGAUACGAGACGCAUUCAAGGACCAGGUGGCCCAAUUCAUAUCCCGGCCUGAGCUUCAGGCUUUCAGCAAGAGUGUUGCUGAGGAUCACACCACUAUGGUGCAGAGUUUAGAAGUGCUCACCUUUAACUUUCUAAAGGGUUUGAAGCCUGAUUAUAUAGAUGAACAUGGGCCCGGGGAUUACGUCGCCGGUGAGGCGUGCAUUCCAACAACCGCGAUGUACUUGUUCAUCAAAGAGAUCCUGAAGAACCAGCGCAGCAAGGUGCGCUCCGCUCUUCUCAACAACAUCCUUGGGGUUGCAGAGGGAAGCGCACUCAAGGUUCCUGCUGCGAAAUCGAUGGUAUUUCUGGUUACCCGAUUGCUUCUCCCCGAAGUACGAGCUUUGCCGGACGAAGAAAUGUUGGGAGCGCUGGGGCGCCCCCGAGUGAAGAGGGUUAUAUUCAUGCGAUAUGUGACCGCCUUCAACUACCUCAAUCACACCGAGAACAAAAAACGCUGCCAAUGUACUCUCAUGGACGAAGCCCUGGCUGAACUUCGCACAAGACCCGCCCGCGAUUCAUCUGUGUACUUUAAUGAGAUCGCCCGUUAUGACCGGGAAACCUUCACUGGGAAGAGGACAUGGGCCGCUAUCAAAGCGUCUGGACCACUUCGGGUGCCAUUUGUGGAACAAGUGCUGGCCGCCGCGACGACGGCAAAUGGGUCUGGGGGGUCUGGUAUUCAGGGUCCGGAGGAGGAGGAACUGGAUGAGGAACCAUCUGAACUGUAGAUAGACGCCUAAGGGCAAAAGCUAGUGUUUUAUUGCAAUGAUUAGAACAAGUAUCGCGAGCCAUGGGUACCCAAUUGGUUGUC